AUGUAUCGGGGGCGAGCUUUGUAUAUUGCCCAGGUGGUCCUUGUGGUGUUCCCAUCCUUCUUUCUGUUUGGUUACAAUCAAGUCAAUGUCGGGGGUUUGCUCUCCUUCGCAAGCUGGAUCAAAGCUUUCCCUCAAAUCGAUACAAUCAGCACAACAGCUAAUACCAAAUCCCACAAUUCCGUGAUACAGGGUGUCUAUGUCUCCUCUUUCACUCUUGGGGGACUAGCCGGCUCAUUAUCCUGUUCAUUCAUUGGCGAUGUACUCGGUCGUCGGAAGACGGUCCUCAUCGGUGGCAUUUUCACUUUGAUUGGUGAAAUAGUCUCGUGCACUGCAUUUCAACUCCCUCAGUUAGUUGUCGGACGCAUCAUAACAGGCAUCGGAAUAGGAGUACUCUUCACCAUGGUUCCCAUCUGGCAGGCUGAAUGCUCAAAGCCCACAAAUCGGGGAAAACAUGUCGUGAUCGAUGGGAUCUUCAUAAGCAGUGGCUAUGCAAUGAGCUACUGGGUCAAUUUUGGCUUCUCUCAUAUGGAAGAGCAGUCUGCAUCAUGGCGGGUGCCAGUCGCAAUGCCAGCUGUCUUGUCCAUCAUUCUGAUUUCAUCGAUCUUCUUGUUCCCCGAAUCACCUCGCUGGCUUGUGCGUAUCGGCGAGCGAGCCAAUGCAGCCAAACAGCUGGCUCGUAUAGGAGAUACUGGUAUCGAUGCAGAUGAAGUUCAACGUGAGAUUUCCUCCAUUGAGUUCUCACUUGAGGAAACCGCCCAGACAGCAGCCUUUGUUAAGGACAUCUUCAGUAUGAAGGAUGGAAAACUCUUUUAUCGCUUCAUGCUAUGUCUUGGUAUUCAGUUUUGGAUCCAGAUGACCGGCGCCAGCGUUAUCAGCACAUAUUCUACCACCAUCUUCCGCGAGAACUUGGGCUUGUCAAGCCCACUGUCCCGCAUACUUGGCGCCAGCGCCUUGACUUGGAAGUUUCUUGCGUCCUUCGUUUCGUUCUUCACUAUCGAUCGCUUUGGUCGGAGGAAGCUCUUCUUGUUCUGUGGGGUCGGCGUUACACUGUGCAUGACAUGCAUGGCUAUUACGUCGAGCUUUUCGAGUACGAAUCAUGGUGCCUCUGUGGCCGAUGCUUUUUUCCUUUUCUUGUUCAACUUCUUCUUCCCAAUCGGACUUCUAGGGCCCAGCUUCCUCUAUUGCACGGAGGUUGCACCAAUAAGGCUUCGAGUGGCGAUGACCUCAAUAUCCACCGCUAACCACUGGCUCUGGAACUUCUUAGUGCAGAUGAUCACCCCCGUCGCACUGGCAAAUAUAGGAUAUCAGUACUAUAUUGUUUAUGCUAUUAUCGGUCUUACCUUCGUUGGGUCAGUGUACUUCUUCUAUCCUGAGACCAUGGGGCAGAGUCUGGAACAGCUGGACGAUUUGUUCCAGAACGACAUAUCUAUUUUGGAGACAGUCAAAAUGGCCAAGAGGCUAUCCAAGAUGCCCGGCACUGCGAUGCCGGAAGUGGAGCUCAAAGGGCAGGUGGAGCAGGUGGAGUACUCUGAGCAGUCGGUGUGA
This is a messenger RNA of Penicillium salamii, 1545 nucleotides long. Lineage: Eukaryota; Fungi; Ascomycota; Eurotiomycetes; Eurotiales; Aspergillaceae. The record is from the annotation of a GenBank genome assembly.